Messenger RNA from Aplysia californica (California sea hare), 841 nucleotides. Its product is annotated as histone-lysine N-methyltransferase, H3 lysine-79 specific. NCBI's taxonomy places the organism in Eukaryota, Metazoa, Mollusca, Gastropoda, Aplysiida, Aplysiidae. The record is from RefSeq and is a predicted model, not a curated record.
GGUGUCCGAUCCUUGCUGGAUCCCAAGUUAGACAACCCACCACCUCUCCUACCAUUAGCCCAACCCCGAGAGAAGGACGCGAGCAGCGGAGCGCCAAGUAGUAGAGAAGACCAAGAGAAACCCCGGGAAGCCAAAGCAGGUAAAGCCGGAGACGACGGGGCGAUUAAAGUUAAAGGAAUCCAAAAAGAUAAAGAACACGGAAGCAAAGAUAAAGAGGUACGUUUCGAGCUGUCCUCACCAGAAGAAGAAAAAGUCGAGGUUUCGAAUCCUGUGAGGGAGGAGAAAGAAAAAGAGAAAGAGAAGGAGAAAGAGAAGGAGAAGGAGAAAGAAAAAGAGAAGGAGCAAGAGAAGGAUCGGAACGACUCCGAGCCACGGCAGGAACAAGUCGAGCGAGAAGAAAAUAUGGCCGACUCAAAAGAAAAAUCUGGGACGAGUCCAGAUUCAGCGGGCGCCUCCAAAGACAGCGGAAGUGGCGCCAAGAGCGUUCUGGCUGACUACGCCGACGGGAAGUCAAAGGUCAACAUAUCCGGGAAUGAGUCGAGAGUCGAGCUGAUGGAGAAAGUUCUGGACAUGGAUGAUGAAAUUAUUGCUGAAGAGCCAGCGCCAUCUACAUAUCGCCACUGACCAGAUCCAAGGCCUGAAGGAACGAGUGAGCAUCCUGGAGGAGGAAUACGAGAGGCUGAAACAGGACUACGCCAAGCUCUAUGACGAGAUUGACAAGCCAAAAGAUAACAAGGAUGACGUCACUCCACAGACGUCCGACUCCGAUAAGACGCCAGAGAACAGCGUGGACAACGAGCUUCCGUUCGUAGCCAAGAAAAUCUCUGUGGUGGAGGCGCCG